CAAUCAUUUGUGUACAUCAUUCAUCAUAUUGGCUGUACAUAAAGUUGUUAACAUGGAUGUGUGCACUCCAAGAAUAUUUCAAAAAUUUCUAUAUUCUUACAUCUCAGGCAAAAACAAAGAUCAAACAGUGCUCAGAAGAAGAUUGUAGAAAUCACUUCUAGGAAAGAAAGCCAAUCUAGUUCAUCAAUAACAGUCAAAUCAGACUCCGACUACAGUGAAAGUGGUCUUCAGUCAAUCGCAACAGUAUCUGGUGUAGACUGUGUCAUUGAAGACCCCAACAAACCAGCCCAAAAGCCUUCAGUUCCACUGAUAAAYAUUCAGAAUGAGAAAUAUUCACGGUGGCACUCAGAGAAUGAUGUGACAAGGAUGUCGACCGAGAGUUCUUCUUCCAAUGGGCCUUCAGAAAAGGGACAAACUGAGAUUAACAUGGGAAAUAGGAAUGAAAUAAUGAAAAAGAAAGAAAGAGAAAGAGAAGUGAUCAGGAAACAAAUGGCUCAGAGAAGAAAAUCUGCCUCAGAAAAACCAGUGACAAAGGAUAGAGUUGUUGAGAUUAAAGUGAAGCAUGUUGUUAAGGAAGAGAGUCAUGUGUUGGUGAAGAAAUCRGUACGACAAGUAAGGAGUGCUGGCUCAUCCAGAACACCUGCGAAUGAGGCCAAACCUGUAAUCAGAAGUAGACCAUUGCCCCAACCUCCAGUUACCAAGCCCAAAACAUCAGUUAAUGAAGCACCAUUAUCAAGAAGCCCCAGAGCAAGAAGACGCUACAAAAUAGGCUCAAGAUCACACUCAAUAGAAGGGAAAAAUAAAAAUGAAGAAGAAGAAGAUGAUGAUGAUGACGAUGACGAUGAUGAUAAAAGUACUGCAUCAGUUGAUUCUAAUAAAAGUUCCCAAUCUGUCAGUGAUUCAAAUAAGCUAACGGCAAGAGAAAGACGCCGCCUAAAACAAAGCCUAUCUGGAUCACCUAUCCAUCGCUCUUCAGAUCCGUACAAUACCCCACCUCUCCCCUCCCCCCUGGAAAUACGAAAUAGAAAGUCUCAAGAACGAUCUAGUAAAGAGACUCCACGAUCCUCUGUUACUCCCAGCACGCCACAAGACUCUGUUGACGGUCCUCCCAGGAAAGCUAAACUACAGAUAGAAUCGGAAUCUUCAGAGGAUGAAAGUAAUGGCUCCGAUCUCGAAGAGAUUAGUAUGGAUGA
Molecule: messenger RNA, 1193 nt
Organism: Actinia tenebrosa (Australian red waratah sea anemone)
Lineage: Eukaryota; Metazoa; Cnidaria; Anthozoa; Actiniaria; Actiniidae
Biological process (GO): protein phosphorylation
Molecular function (GO): ATP binding; protein kinase activity
Source: RefSeq, a predicted model, not a curated record